AUGCAAAAUGUACCUCAUCGCUAUCGAUACGAGCCAAACCCGGGAUUGAUGAUUGAUAAGUUUCGAAGUUCGAUCAAAAACGAUUAUGAUUUUGCAUGCGAAAUGCAAAAGUGCUCCUCAUUUUCGACGUUUAAAAAAAUCUUGGUGCCAAGCGAAAAAUACACCUCAGGAUUAUAUAAACGCGGAAUGCCUGACAUGUAUACGGCAACACUAUUCAGUCCAAAAUCCGCUGGCAGGGAAAAGGACAAAAUCUUCUAUCUUUAUUUUUCCUACAAUUUCAUUGACGAGGUGACGAAAAUUGACUAUUUCGAUGCGAAAAAAUCGUACAUCCACGUUGCGAAAAAUCGAUUACGACCGGAUUAUACACUAGACGAAUUAAGUAUUGCUUUAAUUUGGCGAAAUGAAUACGCACGUCGUGCCAAUAUUCUCAAGAAUCGCCCAAAUUAUCGCCAACCGCAAUUCGAUGGAUUUUGCCGGAAAAUUAUGCCCUCUUCAAGACAUUUGUUCAUAAAAGAGGAGAAAACAUCGACACCAAUUUAUGGGCAUUUGAUUCGAAAGUAUGAAAAACAGAUCAAAGACUCGUUGCGGAAUCGAUUUGUUUCGCUCGAUUAUGACUUGAAGGACGAUUUCACUCAAUUGAAAAAUAAGGCAUUGAGUUUCAUUGUGUUGAAUCCGAGUUGGAUCGAACAACGUCGGCAGUUUCAGCCACCCUUGUACCUUCACGUACGUCCAAACUAUUUGAGGGAUUUUAUUAAUAAUCAUCAAUAUAAUACCGAAGGAUUCCGAACUCGUCGUGAUCUCGACCUUUUCAACGAAUUCAAUUAUAUGACUUCGAGUUUGGCUUACACGGCGCAUUUUUGUCGGGCAAUCAAAAGAAAUCAAUUAUUAGGGAUUGAUGAGAAUAUGUUUCUGGAAAAGGAGGGACGAACGAAAGGAAAUCGCUAUGUGCGUGUUCGACCAUCGAGAUACGACACCAAGGCGACACCAACGGCAGUGGUUGUUCUCGGAAAAGAUGGCGAAUGGAAAACGGCAAUGGAGCAAGUUCCCGAGAGAGCACCGUCGGUUGCUUCGUUGAGCGGCUACUCGACGGAUAGUGCGGCUUCGACGGCGACUGUUACUCCAUUGGAUUGGGCGUUGAAUUGGAAGAUGCAAGACAACGAGUUUGAGCAUCGAUACAGUAAAGGGGGAAUGAUGGAGCAAAUUCUUCCACAAUCAAAAUUGUCGGUCCGCAGUCGCGUUAGAGAAAUCAAAACCAUUCAAAAACUACUAGGUGUUCAACUGAACGGCGAAUUGACGCUUUCAAUGAAAACGAUUGCUCGCAAUCGCAGCCGAAAACGAUUGGCCAUAUUCAUGCUCUUCUUAGCUGCUUUUACACUUUUCACUAUGUCAAUUUACAUUACUCAAAUGUCUUAA
Molecule: messenger RNA, 1413 nt
Organism: Caenorhabditis bovis
Lineage: Eukaryota; Metazoa; Nematoda; Chromadorea; Rhabditida; Rhabditidae
Source: the annotation of a GenBank genome assembly